AUGUGGCCAGUUUGUGCCGUCCUAGUGCUGGCUCUCCAUCGUCCAGGUUAGUCGACAUUGUAAUUACCGUUGUUUAAUUACACCUUUAAUAAGUCAAGUUUAUUUACUAACUAUACUCUUUACAGCAUCGGCGUUGUAUUGUUUCGAGGGAACGAACUGUGAGCUUUCGGCGUGUGGAGAGUGUGAAGGCAUAGCCUGUGUCCGUGUCCUCCGACCCACCAAACAAUCAUCGCCCAACUCUUUUUUUGGGUCAAUGAAAAUUUUUAUGAGCCCCAAAUCCAGUGAUGACUUCUCGUCCGACAAUGUUGCCUUUACUUGCCUUCCAAUGGGAACCAGGAUGUAUGAUCUGGAGCCAGAAGGAUGCCGUGUCGACAACAUGAAUCAGCGGAUGGCUUGUAUUUGUUAUAACGCCGAUUACUGUAACAAUAGUCGAGCUAAUUUGGCAGGAAUGGGGUUGUGGUUAAUAUGCAUAAUUAUACACAAUGCAAUGCCGCUUUGA
Bursaphelenchus xylophilus (pine wood nematode) is the source of this 499-nucleotide messenger RNA. NCBI's taxonomy places the organism in Eukaryota, Metazoa, Nematoda, Chromadorea, Rhabditida, Aphelenchoididae. The record is from the annotation of a GenBank genome assembly.